Triticum dicoccoides is the source of this 615-nucleotide messenger RNA. RefSeq lists its product as uncharacterized. NCBI's taxonomy places the organism in Eukaryota, Viridiplantae, Streptophyta, Magnoliopsida, Poales, Poaceae. The transcript has 2 exons. The record is from RefSeq and is a predicted model, not a curated record. The coding region runs from base 62 to 475 and encodes 137 amino acids.
CGUAGCAUCAACUCUUUAUCAUCCGUCCUCGAGUUUCAAUCUGUUUGCUUGUUCCGUUUCCAUGGCUGCGGCGGCGGCAGAGCGGACGCCGGUGUUCAUGAAGGUGGGAGAUCUCAGGCCCGGGACGUCGACCGGCCACACGCUUCUCGUUAAGGUGCUAAGCUCCAAGAUCAAGACCGAGACCAAGACCGUGGUGACCCGCUUUGGCCCGGCGGCGAGGCCCACGAGGAUCGCCGAGUGCCUCGUCGGUGAUGAGACGGGAUGCAUCCUCUUUACCGCCCGCAACAACCAGGUUGACAUGCUGAAGCCCGGCAACACCGUUAUUCUUUGGGAUGCAAAGCUUGGCAUGCCCAAGGGGAUAAUGAAGCUAGCUGUUGACAAACGGGGGCUUGUUGAUGUCACUGAACCGGCAAGCUUCGAUGUGAAGGAGGACAACAAUUUCUCACUUGUGGAGUACGAGUAUGUACAGGUCUAGGUCUACGUGUAAGAGUGGACUUAUUUCGCUCUUAAUCAGAACAAGUGCUUUCCAAACCUGCUUUUUUUUUCUUUUUUGAAAAGGGGUCGGGCCCCGGCCUCUGCAUCAGAACGAUGCAUACGACCAUAUUAUUAAUAAUA